Oncorhynchus keta (chum salmon) is the source of this 5639-nucleotide messenger RNA. RefSeq names its product junctophilin-1-like. The transcript has 6 exons. The record is from RefSeq and is a predicted model, not a curated record. Gene Ontology annotation, cellular component: plasma membrane; junctional membrane complex; sarcoplasmic reticulum. Lineage: Eukaryota; Metazoa; Chordata; Actinopteri; Salmoniformes; Salmonidae. The coding region runs from base 276 to 2312 and encodes 678 amino acids.
GGGAGGAGAGAUCAUCAUAAAAUAAACCAGGAGCGAUUCUGGCAGCGGUAGUGGCGCUCGCACUCUUCUUCCCACGUACCGCUUUAGCCGACCACCACAAAUCCACACAGUGACAAUAAUUCAUCUCUGCUUGCAACCACAACACCACACCACACUAUCUACCGGACUCUCGCUUCAGUGUUGCUACUUUUCGUUUAAAAUACGCUCUGGAUUAGCGAGGGACAGCACAAUAUCCGGGGGCUACCACGACUCGUUCUUCUCCCCUCAUAAUCUGAAUGACGGGCGGACGGUUCGAUUUUGACGAUGGUGGCACAUAUUGCGGUGGCUGGGAGGAUGGAAAAGCCCAUGGGCAUGGCGUCUGUACCGGGCCCAAGGGCCAAGGAGAAUACUCCGGGUCCUGGAACAAUGGUUUUGAGGUAGUGGGGGUGUACACCUGGCCCAGUGGAAACGUGUAUCAGGGUUACUGGGCACAGGGGAAACGACACGGAUUCGGUGUGGAAUCGAAGGGAAAAUGGAUUUAUCGUGGUGAAUGGACUCAUGGAUUUAAAGGUCGAUACGGGGUCCGGCAAAGUCUCCACACGCCUGCUAGAUACGAUGGGACAUGGAGUAACGGUCUGCAAGAUGGAUAUGGAGUUGAAACGUAUGGUGAUGGAGGUACGUACCAGGGGCAGUGGACAGGAGGGAUGCGACACGGAUAUGGUGUGCGGCAAAGUGUACCUUACGGGAUGGCUACGGUUAUUCGCUCGCCUCUUCGAACCUCGCUGGCCUCGCUCCGCAGCGAACAGAGCAACGGCACCGUCCUCCAUGCCAACCUCGACCUGUCAGACAACCUUGCCGGCACCAGAGGAGGCUUUGUUCUCAACUUCCACAGCGAAGGCGAAGGUGAGAAGAAAAAAGGCCUGUUCCGAAGAGGGUCCCUGUUCGGCAGCCUCAGAAACCUCAGAAAGUCUGACUCCAGGUCGUCCAUAUCAAGCAAACGCAGCUCCGCCCGCAGCGAUGCCGCCAGCUCCAUCAGCCGAAUCAGCUCCAGUGAUGCCAAUUCCACCAUCAGCUUCGGAGAUGGAGUUGAUGAGUACAUGCCCCUGGAGGACAAUGUAGAUGCCACCACCACUGAGUCCUACAUGGGGGAGUGGAAGAACGACAAGCGGAACGGCUUUGGUGUCAGCGAGCGCACCAACGGGAUGAAGUAUGAGGGAGAGUGGAUGAACAAUAAACGCCACGGCUACGGAUGCACAAUGUUCCCAGAUGGCACCAAAGAAGAGGGGAAAUAUAAAAACAAUGUGUUGGCGCGAGGCAUCAAGAAACAGCUCAUUCCUCUCAAAAACACCAAAACUAAACAGAAAGUGGAUCGGGCUGUGGAAGGAGCCAUACGGGCAGCAGCUAUUGCCAAAACAAAAGUAGAAAUAGCCACUUCAAGAACGGCUCACGCCAGGACUAAAGGUGAUGCUGCUGACCAAGCCGGUCAGUCAGCCAGUCAGGAUUCAGACAUCGCCAGGGCAGUGGCCAGGGAACUGUCUCCCAACUUCCAUCAGCCAGGCCCUGAUUAUAUAAAGCAGAGGUUCAAUGAACCUAUUGAACCUAUUGUCCAAGAGGAGAAGAAAGAGAAGUCCUCCUCAAGCAGCCCUCAUUUCUACCGUAAAGGCACAACCCCAGACCACUCUCCCACUGCGACUCCCCAGCCCUCUCCCCCACCAACACCCCCACCAGCGCCAGCCCCAGAGCCCAAGAAGAGCCUCUUCAGCAAGCUCACCCCCAAGCCAGGGAAAGAGAAUAAAACCCCUUCAGCAGAGAGCCAGGCCCCGGUCAUCACAAAGGCAGUCUCUAAGACAUCGUUGAAACAGGAAGUAAGACAAGAAGUGCCUCCCCAACCGAAAACUUUCAAGAUGGCGGAGUCGGUCCCCGUCAGCCCUGGCAAUGGACAGCUGCACACUGACACUGAGUACCACGGCUACUACAUGAAGGCAGACGUGAAGAUCCCCCCAGAUGAACCUGAGGGAGUAGAGGAGGAGCAUGUUAGCCCGUCCACCUUUGCCCAGAUGCCACAGCCCGCAAAACCUAUGACGCAAUACAGGACACCCACCCCAAAACCUGGAGCGCCAAAGUCAGCAGCCAAAGAAAGCAAACCUGAGCUAACACUUAAGAAACAAGAUUCGUAUAAGCCAAAAAGCCUAGCGGAAACUAGGAAACAAGCCAGCUUGGAGAUCACCACGGAUUUCGUAGAGGAAGAGUCAGGUCCUAACUCAAUACUGGUUGCCCUUGUAAUGCUGUUGAAUAUUGGUCUAGCAAUAAUUUUUAUCCAUUUUUUAACCUGACGGAAUCUGAACUGAGUGAACUCAUCAAAACUAGUGGCAUAGGUCCCUAACUCUCUGCAUUUGCGUCAACGGCCUUUAAAAAUGGCACCGGUCAAGCACAGACACAGGCAAAGGAGGACUGUAAAUAGUGUGAAACAUUGGAGAAAGAUGAGACCAGGACCAUUCGGCCCAGACGCUGCCCAGUUUCGCUGGCGAUGAUUUGUGACUCGCUUUGGUUCUGUGAAAGCUGAAGCAAGCAGUCAUUGGGAAAGCAACAAAAAAACAAUCUGCUGAUCCAAGCUGUUUACCAGUCAAGUGCGUUGCCACUUCAUAUGCCCUGACAGGGGGGAUGUGGAGGGGGGUGGGCAGGGGGAUAUGUUCAGAGAUGCACUUUUAGUUGACAGAAGCUAGCAGCUGCCUUACUAUUUUACCAUCUGACGUUUUAGUGGGGAGAUGCAGUGCACAAGGCUGCCAGAGGAAUGUGUUUCGGCAGACUUUGCUGCCUUGGGAGUGCAUCUCGGUGUUCACUAUACUAUUCACUUGGUCGAUAAGAAAUCAUACAUGAUUCGAAGUGGCACUCACCAGUCUUAUUCCAUUCCCCACUGCUAAAGCCUUGUCUAACUUCUCAUGUUAGGACAUGCUUGUGCAUGGGGCUGUUUCAACUGCAUCUGUUUUAUGUAUUAGUUAGUAACUGUUAGGUUUUCCCUUUGUCCGUUUAUCCUUAGGUAUUACAAAUUAUUAAGAUAAGAUAGUAUUUAUUUAAGUCUAGUCCAUGCAUUUCUCAAACUUUUUGAAGAUCCUUCAAAUUCAAAGGAAUUUCCAUAAAGCCUAUGUUACACAAAUCAGUUCAUUUGAGGACAUAUUUCUAAAUAGUCAAAUUUGAGAGUAAUUUAUAUGCAAUUGAAGUAUCUUAGCAGUAUACAGGCACAGAUGUUUUUGACUAAUCAGCUAUUGGCUGGAGGCUGGCUACAUAUAACACAAACAAAUAAGAUGACAUAGUUAACCAACACUGAGAUAAAAAAAAAGAGUAGACUUAAUUUGAAGAUGUUAGUAAUUUAGAGCUAAAUUUGGGAUAUUGAAUAAUUUUCCGACUGAUUCAAUAAAACACAUUUUUAUCUAUCUAUCUAUCUAUCUAUCUAUCUAUCUAUCUAUCUAUCUAUCUAUCUAUCUAUCUAUCUAUCUAUCUAUCUAUCUAUCUAUCUAUCUAGUGAUAAAGUUUGUUAACAUGGCUAGUCAUUCACACAGUGUACUUUAUGUAUACUGACCCUACAGUAUAUUGCACCAAAUUGGUUGCUUGUAAUUUGAUUGAUUUUAAGGCAAAGGACUGUAGUUUUGGGUGUGGUUUGCACUUGCAGAUAGAUUUUGCCAGUUUUUCUUGUGCAAUCAAGGAUCAAUGUGCAAACAUUUUUUAGUCUAAAGUGUUUUGUUAAAUAAAGGCAUAAUGCUUCAUUUUCAAAUGGAAGCAUAUGACUUUCCAAUUUCUUAUUUUUUUCCUAUUUUGUAGGAAAUAUGGCGUCCAACAUUGAUUUAUUGCCACAUGAAUAUAACAUACACAGUAGAUUGGCACAUGAAGAUAAUACAUAAGAAUAAAGUGAUUUGUUUGGUUUGAUUUUAAUUAGAAAAUAUGCAGUUGCAUCUUGUAGAAUAAUGUUGAGGAAUUGUUAGAUUUAAAAUAAAUAAAAACUGUGUGCACAGGUUGGUUGGUUGAUGCAUGUCAAAUUGUUUCCUUAAUAGUUUGGCGUCUUUAAUUUGGCCAAGCCAACACCACAGCUAGCCUACCAACACUGGACCUCAUACUUACUAACUUGCACGGUUGUGAAAGCAGCCCAAUGCUCGAAACCUACUCCGCAAUAACACCUUGUUAUGUGUGUUGAAUACAUUCAGGUAGAGUAAAUGGUUGGCUAAAUGUCGUAACAUUAGCAUGACGUUCCCGUUUACUAUGGAUAAGACAGUAGAGAGAGAGAGUCAUUGUCUUAAAUAUGUGAAAGUCUAAUUACUGUAUUCAAUGUCAUCAAUAUAAUAUUUUAUUUUUGUUGUGACUAGUUAGCUAAGCAUGCCUAUUCGGUUUUAUUUUUUGAAUAAUAAAUAUGUUCUGUUUGCUCAGUUAAAAUAGAAUGAAAUGUAUUAUAUUUAUAAAACUACAUUUUGGUAAACUAUUUGAUAGGUGUAGGAGAUGCAUUUUCACUGGUUAUGGUAACAUUUCCAUUUGCAACAAUGCUGAGAGUAUGGUAUGAGGAGGAUGUGAAGGAUGCAUCAGUUGGAAUUCAGGGCAGUAACAUUGAGAUGUUUUACAGAGGUUUGGUCAGACAGACUGCCACAGAGAGAAUGUGAGAUUGGAAGAAGAAAGCAUCAGAAGGGGAAAUGGCUCCAGAUAUGUUUAUUACUACUUUUCUGAGUGUAAAGUAAUAAAGAACAUUUAGAGCACAGAGUUAAAGGGCAAUUCCGCCACUUUAUUCCACCUCAUAUUCAUGAUCUCUUGCACCAUACCACCCACUGGGCACAGAUGUCAAGUCAACGUCUUUUCCACAUUGGUUCAAUGUAAUUUCAUUGAAAUGACAUGGAAAGAACGUUGAUUCAACCACUAUGUGCCCAGUGGGCAUUGUCUACAUAUAUGAAAACGGUGCAUUUCUAUGAUCCGUGGUUAAAAAGAGGAAAUGCCUAAAAAAAAAAAGCUUCUCUAUGACAUCACAGGGUAGGACUAAAAGUAAGAAAAACUGUGAUUUUCAAAACUUGUAACGAGUUUGUAGCCAGAGGGAGGGUAUUUUCUUGCUCCCAACGUCAACACAAAUCUCAUAGUGUUUGAAAAUCACUGUUUUUAAACUGUCUUAACUUUUGAUGUCAUCAGGUGGAGCUUUUUACUUCAUAUUUUUUCUACUAAAUAUAGAAAUGUGCCGUUUCCACAUCUGUAGACACUGGUAUUGUGCUGGAGAUAAUGAAAAUGAGCUUGAAAAGUGGGUGGAGUUGCCCUUUAAAGAGCACAGGCAAAGUUGAAAGAACCACAAUGAAUGAUCAAUAAUUAAUUUUUCUUGUCUAAACUGUAUUUGCACACAGCUAUGUAUAAGGCUAUUUUCUACUAAUUGUACCUGAUGCUACAUUUUUUUUGGCCAAAAUUCUGAGCUGUUAUUACUGUUUAAAGGCAAAGGAACAGUCUAUUUAUGUAUGAUUGUAUUUUUCUAAAAUGUUCUAAACUAUAUUUUGGAAAACUGGCCUGUAAACUUUUGGAAAAUGUAACUUACAAUUUGAUAGAUAUUUUUAAUUCGUGAUUUUAAUAUCAAUUCAAUAUUUGUGAACUGCUGCCAGGCUUACAAAGAAUAUAACUGAAUACAAAAUAAACAACAUUAAGCUAUA